Messenger RNA from Cannabis sativa, 3135 nucleotides. RefSeq lists its product as uncharacterized. NCBI's taxonomy places the organism in Eukaryota, Viridiplantae, Streptophyta, Magnoliopsida, Rosales, Cannabaceae. The transcript has 4 exons. The coding region runs from base 1 to 3135 and encodes 1044 amino acids. The record is from RefSeq and is a predicted model, not a curated record.
AUGACGAUUGAUAAGUCUUGGAUUUCUUGGAGAAAACGCGGUAAAGAAUAUUGGGAGUGUCUACAAGUAUUUUUGGCGAUGGCUUCAAAUUAUAAAAAUUCUGAUGGGAAAAUUAGAUGUCCUUGUGUUAAGUGCUUAAAUACUCGAUUUGAGCCUUUAAACAUUAUGGAAGCGCAUGUAUUUGAUUGGGGUUUUGAUAAUGGUUAUCAAAAGUGGAUUUACCACGGGGAGUCAGAAACAGAAGUUGUUGCACAGACGGAAGUUGUUGAGUAUAUUUUAGAUGAUGAAGAUGACGAGAUGAUUCCCAUUGUUGAAGAUUUCAUUCGACCAACAACUGAAGAUGUUCAACGCAAUUCUGAUUCUUUUCAAUAUUACGACGAGUUAUUUGAAGAGAUUGAAGCUGAAUUGUAUCCUGGAUGCCAUUGGAUUUCUUCACUUAACUUUCUAGCAAAGUUAUUGCAUUUGAAAGUUCGUGGAAAAAUUCCUAUCGGCGUAUUUGAUGAAUUAUUAAAAUUAUUGAAUCUUGCUUUUCCGAAAGGAAAUAAAAUUCCAUCGACAUACUAUGAGGCUAAAAAGAGACUAAAAAAAUUAGGUUUAGGCUAUGAGUUUAUUCAUGUGUGCGAGCAUGAUUGUUGCUUGUUUUAUAAAGAGCAUGCCACUAAAGAUGCUUGUCCAAUUUGUGGAAAUAGUCGAUGGAUUAAUUCAACUAAAGCUAAUGGAAAAAGGGUGCCACGUAAGGUGUUGCGCUAUUUUCCAUUGACACCUCGGUUGAAAAGAUUAUAUGGUUCAAGACAUACUGCAAAACACAUGGUAUGGCAUCAUACUGGAAAAUCGAAGGAUGAACGAGUGAUGCGUCACCCGGUUGAUGGGAUUGCUUGGAAGGACUUUGAUGCUAAACAUCCUGAUUUUGCCAGUGAACCUAGAAAUAUUCGCUUAGGUUUAGCUGCUGAUGGCUUUAAUCCAUUUGGCAACAUGAGCCUAGCAUAUAGUAUGUGGCCUGUCGUGUUAGCAAACUAUAAUCUUCCACCUUGGAUGUGCAUGAAAGACAAUAAUUUCAUGUUGGCCCUACUAAUUCCUGGACCAAAAUCACCAGGAAAAGACAUGGAUGUUUUUCUAAGACCAUUGGUGGAUGAGCUGAAAGAGUUGUGGGUUGAUGGAGUUGAUACGAGAGAUUGUAGGACAAACACCGUGUUCAAGUUGCGUGCAGCCCUUUUAUGGACUAUUAAUGAUUUUCCUGCUCGAAGUAGUUUGUCUGGAUGGAGUGGUCAAGGAUACAAGGCUUGUCCAACAUGUAACGAAGACACUUCUUCGAUACGAGUGAUUGGUAAGACAUCAUAUGUAGGUCACAGAAGAUUCUUGCCCAGUAACCAUCGAUUUAGAAGGGACACCAACUUUGAUGGAGAAAUUGAAAGAAGACAUCCACCAAGACGUUUUACUUGUGAGGAAAUUCUCGAACAAGUAAACAAACUUGUGCCACAAGUUCCUGGAAAACAUGACCAAUUUGGUGGUGUAAAACGCAGACGAGUUGCAGAAGAUCAAAAUUGGAGGAAAAAAAGUAUCUUUUAUGAGCUUGAGUAUUGGUGGUCAAAUACUUUGAAACACAAUAUUGAUGUGAUGCAUGUUGAGAAGAAUGUGUGUGACAGUCUGUUGGGCACAAUCUUGGACAAUGAGAAAUCAAAGGACACAACUAACGCAAGACAUGAUUUGAAGAAAUUAGGAAUAAGGGAAUGGAUGUGGAUUUAUGAAGAUGAUAAUGGCAAGUUAAUGAAGCCACACGCCCCUUACGUCCUCAAAGCUGAUGAAAAAUUGAAAUUUUGUCAAUUUAUCAAGGAUGUGAAGUUUCCUGAUGGAUUUUGCUCAAAUUUGAAGAAGAAAGUGAACAAUGAUUUAUCAAAUGUUCUUGGAUUGAAGUCUCACGAUUGUCAUGUAAUUAUACAAAGAUUAUUGGCAAUUGGUGUUCGUAAGUUUCUCCCUAAAGAUGUAUCGACAACUAUUGCUGAAUUAUGCAACUUUUUCAGGCAAAAUUAUGUUGGAAAUAAAGCUCGUCCUGAAGGGUCAAUAGCUGAAAGCUAUGUUGCAGAUGAGGCAUUGACAUUCUGCUCUAUGUAUUUUAAGGGGGUAGAAACCAAGUUUAACCGACUUAAUCGCAACGAAGAUGAAGUGAUUCCUAGAAAUCUUACCGUCUUCCAAUCACAAUGUCGUCCCUUAACAAGAUCAAAUAUCAUGCCUCUAGACAGAAAGACUCGUGAAAAGGCUGAGUGGUUCAUCUUUGACAAUUCACCUGAAAUCAGACCAUAUUUAGAUGAACACUUAGAAGAGAUAAAACUUCAGUACCCAGAUGGAGAUCAUAACAUUUUACACAAAAAAAUUUUCCAGCGAUGGUUUCAUAAGAAGAUAUAUGAUUUACACAAGCUUGGAUCAUUGGAGAAUGGUGAAGAGUUGCUAGCUUUAGCAUGUGGGUCAGAUCACUUAGUAACAUAUUAUGAAGGGGUUUUAGUGAAUGGUGUUCGUUACAUGGUAGCUGAACGUGAUAAGAAGCGUACUACUCAGAAUAGCGGUGUCUCCGUGGCGGGAACAGAAGGAUUCAAUUAUUAUGGAACCUUAGAAGAUGUGAUGAUGUUCACUUUUUGUGGUGUGUAUUCAGUGACAUUAUUUCGGUGUAAAUGGUUCAAUACCAAUCCACAGAGGAAGAAAACAAUCAUUGAGAAUAACAUCAUUAGUAUCAAUGUUAGUGGUGAAUGGUACAAAGAUGAUCCAUUUAUACUUGCUACCCAAGCUAAGCAAGUAUUUUACCUCGAUGAUUUGCUUAGAGGUAGACAUUGGAAAAUAGUCGAGAAUGUAAACCACCGGCAAAUUUGGGACAUUGAGCAGGAUGAAGAUGAUGAAGAUGUUGUACAUGAUUUAAGCUCAUCAAAUUUUCAGUUGACUGUGGAUCUAGGAGAGUUAAUUUUGCAACCUUCUGAAGUGGCGACAAUAAUUGAUACUGCACAAAAUUUGAAUCUAAAUCAGGCUGAUGAAAAUGAUGUGGAUGGUGACGCUGAUAACGUAAUAGAUGACGAAGGUGACGAGUUGCUAAUUGAUCGAUGUGAAGACGAUAUUGUUUCUGAAAAUGAUGAGUGUGAUAGUGACUAUUAG